AUGAAGAUAGAGACAACUAGUUUAGUAUCAUUCAGUCCAAUGGGGUCGCUAAUGGCUCUGGGAACAAAAGCCAAAAUAUUGAACAGCGAUUUCUCGUCAAAUUCACUCUUGCAGGUGCGAAGCCUAGAUACCGACGAGGUUGUGUUCAGCAAGGUGGUUCCAACCAGAUUUAACAGGCUGAAGUGGGGCAUGUACGGGAACAAGAUGUUUUUGGCAGGAGGGCUUGACGCAGGAAAUGUCACCCUGUGGGACGCAACAGGCAUGCUGGACGAGGAGAGGCAGGACCCAAUCGAGCUCAUUUUCAAGAACCAUGUGAAAACAGACGACGACAUACUGGGAAUAGACUUUGCAGGUGCAAUGCCUGUGCUGACAACAGGAUCCUACUCCGGGAAAAUCAUGAUGUGGAACCUCAGGACACUGGACAAGCCGCUUUCUCCGGGCGUAAACACGAAGUUUGAGGGCAUUAGCUGCCUGCAGUGGAACCAGAACAUGACGCAGAUACUUGCAGUCGGGACCACAGACGGAAUGGUGAGCAUUCUGGACUUGCGAGGGAAGAGCGAAGUCACAAGAAUUGGCGACCCGUACUUCUCAAAGUCGGAAAUUACGUCUCUGGAGUGGGACCCAAACUCAAACAGCGCACAGCUCGCAGUCUCUUCGAGCCUUCAGAGCUCGGUGAUGCUGUACGACCUGCGCAUUUCGAGGGGAACCCCCAGGCUGGAGGGGCACACGGAGGGAGUUCUGAACUGCAAGUGGUCGAGGCAGGACCCUUCGCUCAUCAUCACGUGCGGAAGAGACAACUCUGUCAUUGCAUGGGAUGCGAACACGUACAAGAAAAGAGGCGUGGUUGUGGAGGAUUCUGUCUUUGACUUUGCGUUUAGCCCGGACAACCCCGACUUGAUUGCAUACUCCUCGUACAAUGGACACGUCGUUGUUGACACGCUUACGUCGCUGAAUGCACGCUCGCCUUUUUUGGGAAAGCUCCCAGAGUGGCAGAAGCAGGGCCCAGGCCUGUGCUUUACAAGCAGUGGGCUGCUGGUUUCCGAGGAAAAGGGGCCAAGGCUGAGAAAGUGGACAGAGGACGCGGACAAAACGCUGUACGAGUGGAAAGUGCUCGAUGCGUACGAGAAGGAGCACCCCAGGCGGGAAAUCCUCAAAAUUCUGAAGUCUGCAGACGAGAAGAGCCCCAUCCUGGAAAGCCCAGAGGGCGAGGAGGAGCCUGCAGAUAUCCAGAUAGACGAGAAGGACGCAAUCACAGAGAUGCUCAUCCGGGGAGACUUUUCGUCUGCGUUUUCUCUCGCGCUGAAGGAGAACGCCCACUUGGCAGCGCUUAUAGCCAUGUGCGACGGAGAGGGCGUUCUCAAGCGGGAGAAGGAGCGGAUACUCAAGGCCCCCGGGGCAACGUCAAGCUUCCUGCUGGUGCUCUCGAUUCUGUCGGGAGACUACAGUGGACUCAUCAAGAACAACGUAGACUGGAAGGUGAUUGUAAAGAUACUGGGAAGCCACUGCACAGACGAGGAGUUCAUCCCCAAGGUGCGGUCGGUGGCAGAGUGCCUCGAGAAAACAAACCCAGAGUCCGCCAAGAUCUGCUACUUGAUUGCGAAGGACGUGCAGAAGUACCAGGAAAUCGAGGAGAAGCAAACUGAGCUCCCCAAGACCAUUUACAGCUCAGUUGAGUUUAUGGACAGAUUCAAGAAGGUCUUCUCCAUCCUGGAAAGAGCAACUCUCCUCAUGAAAAAAACUAUUUCCAUAGACGUGCACACAAUCGAGUACUUGAAGAUACUCAUGCGGAAGGGCGAGAAGAAGAGAGUCCUUGCGUUUGUGAAGUCGCUCGACCAGAAGUCCGCCAGCGAGGUAGAGGCGGAGUUGAACCUCCCCAGCUCAACAAGCACCCACCAGAGCAUGAACAGAAUGAACAUCCACGGAAGGACACAGGGCCAGCCUCUUAGCGGAAGCAGCGAAAGGCCGCUAAUGCCGCAAAGUGCAUUCCCCCGCGGAGGAAUGGGCAUGCCAGGAGCAGGCAUAGAAAAGAGUGCGCCUGUGAAGGGCCCUGGAGCGGGAAUGGCCUUCAAUCCGGCUGCAGUAAGUGCUUCGCUCAACCCGCUUGCUGGGGUGGGAAUGGCGCAGCCGUCUUCGUACAGGCAAAAUGCAUCGAUGCUGGGCAAUCCGGCAAGGCCCCCGAUGGGGCAUCCUGGCGCAGCUGCAACCCCAAACGCCGUCUCAACAAUGGCCACGCCGAGCAUUGGGGGAAGAGCGGGGCCAAAAAUUUCGUAUGCAAAUCCUCAGAUGGGAACGCCUUUCAGCAGAAUGCCCGCACAGGCUGCAGAUGCAGGUAGGGGCAUGUACGUGCCCCCUUCAGGAGGCCAGGCGCCGUUUGCCCAGAGAAUGGAAAUGCCAGGGACAGGCCCGAGUUUGGGAAAUCCUUCCCCGUUCCCCUCCGGGCUUAGCUCGUCGGCAGGGCAGAGUACAAUGUCCACGCCCUUCCCCGGGGCGCCAAGAAGCGAAAAACCGCUGCAAAUGCCACAGAUUCCGAUGGGAAUGCCAGCAGCAAGGCCCCCCACGAUGGCAAGCAUGCAGUCGGGAGCACCCUCUGGGAUGAGCACCCCCGGAAUUUCUCACAUCUCAAGCCAGGGCAGUGCAGGAGCCAGCGUGUUUAGGCCUGGCGGAAUGCCGCUUUCUGGCUUGGGAGCAGGUGCAAGCACGGCAGCAGGAACGCCUUUGGGGGGAAUGCGGGCUGGCCCAAGCAUGCAGAACAGCACCCCUUUCCCAGGCCCGAUGGGAGCCCCCAGGAUGGGAACUCCUUUCUCGGGGAAUCCGGGAAUGCGCAUGAACGAGCACAGCGGGCACAUGGGCGGAGGAAUGCAUGCCCCGCAGAUGGCGCAGGAGGUGACGGUCACGCCGGAAAUGGCGAAGGUCUAUGCGGAUAUGUCUUCGGUGGUCUCCACGCUGCUGGAUAUAAUCAAUAAUAAGAAGGGCGCGCUGAAGGGGUGGCUUCUGAAGUCCAUCGACCCAAAGCUGGUCGUGCUGAGAAAGCACCUCUCAGAGAGAAAGUGGGCGCCGGAGUUUGUUUCUAGAAUGGGCACUUUUGUGCAGAAGGUGAAGGGCCUGGGGAUUGACGGCGGACAGGUGCCGCAUGUGGGGCCUGACCAGCUCAACGAGAUCCGAAGGGAGGGCGACCUUAUUGCAGCGUCAAGGCCGCAGGGCACGGAGAUUGAAAUAUGGAUGCCUGCGAUAUACAGUCUCCUGAAAGUGGCUUUGCACUGA
Messenger RNA from Nematocida major, 3261 nucleotides. Its product is annotated as protein transport protein SEC31. The transcript has a single exon. NCBI's taxonomy places the organism in Eukaryota, Fungi, Microsporidia. The record is from RefSeq and is a predicted model, not a curated record. Gene Ontology annotation, cellular component: endoplasmic reticulum exit site; COPII vesicle coat. Gene Ontology annotation, biological process: endoplasmic reticulum to Golgi vesicle-mediated transport; COPII-coated vesicle cargo loading; intracellular protein transport. Bases 1 to 3261 code for a protein of 1086 amino acids. Gene Ontology annotation, molecular function: structural molecule activity; protein binding.